This is a messenger RNA of Paraglomus brasilianum, 1304 nucleotides long. Lineage: Eukaryota; Fungi; Glomeromycota; Glomeromycetes; Paraglomerales; Paraglomeraceae. The record is from the annotation of a GenBank genome assembly.
CAGGAAAGCGCAAAUGCCAGGAAGAACUCAAAGAAAAUGCUCUCGAACGAACGACGAAGCGCAUUGCAUCUAUGGGAUCUGCAUCUGGUUUUGCUGAGCCAGAACAUUGGAUUCCGAAGUUGAACAGGCCUGAUCCACCACUAUUGAACUGCCGACCUCCACAGAAUUUCGAUGUACCAGUUGUCUUGUAUCAUUCAGUUUUUGGGGAAUUUCUUAAAAAUUGCGAGUAUUACCAAACAUCAGCAGACGACAAGAACAUGGUUUGUGACCUGCUAUGGACUAUGAGUGGCACCUUUAAAAACAAAGACGCUCGAGUACUUGCUUUCAGAGAGUGGGCGACAACGUUUUUUGUCCGUGACACGACAUCGUAUGUCUUAGGGCAACAGAGAGUCGAUGGCGUCUGGAUCAAAGAAUACAGUGGACGAAGUGUGUUGUUAACCAUUUUGGAAUUCAAGAACGAGUGCUCACAGCGCGAUCCAUACAUGCAAGCAAGCGCGUACUAUGCAAAGUACUUUGAACAAGUAUAUGCACAAAAGACAUCCAUCCUUUUGGAUACGUGUCUGCCAACUUUCCUCGUUUACCUCUACGAACCUUACAUUGGAAUCGCUGAAAUCCUGGCUAAACAAAAUGACGCGGAUUUUCUGUGCUUUACGGUUACGACAUUAUCACAGAAUGCUUGGACGGGUAUUGAAACAAGACAGGCAAGCUUUCCUUACUUGCAUUCCUAUCAAUCGAUAUCUGAAGAAACUGUCGACUUUGUGUAUACGGAGCGCAUUGACAGCAAACACCGAAAACUUGUUUUUCACGUGGAGGAAUCAAAGACCACAACAAAGCGCAUAUUGAAGUUUGUUACUUCAUAUAACGCGGAGGUACAUAAAUUCUGCUUCAGCAAAGGGAUCGCACCAGAACUGGUGUGCAUUGGCGAUAUCAUGAACGCGGACUACAAAUUUGUUGUCAUGGAGGAUCUUAUUGGGUUUGAUGUUGUAUGCAACAUGUGGAAUGGAUUAAAUGAGCAAGAGAAAACAGACCUGAAGGCGAAGAUUUUAGAAGCGAAAGGAAUUCUUCAUGACAAUCGUCUUGUGCAUGGCGAUCUUCGUCCCGUCAAUAUCAUGGCAAAGUACACAAAUGAAGAAUGGGUCAUAAAGCUUGUAGAUUUCGACUGGUCAGGCAAGGAAGGUGAGGCGACAUACCCCCAGUUUCUGAACACCAAAAUUCCUUGGCAUCCAGAUGUGAAAAGGCUUGGACCUAUCUGGUGCGAACAUGAUACAUACCUACUAGAAGAGAGCUUUCGCAAACUAGAAUAA